AGGACAGGAGCUCUUGCUAUCAUAUGAAGAUGAGGAUGAUCUCAGUGGAUGCCUUAAUAACAAAAAGUGCACAGACAGUGGUAACGCCCAAACAUUUUUUGAAUGUGUUCUUGGGACAGGACUUCAAUGUCUAAAAGUGCUGAAUUUGAACAAAAUUCUGAGUGUGACAAAAGGGUUUUUUUUCCAAACAGAAAGUGGGAACCACUCAGGUCCAGUCACUGGCAUAGGCUACUGUCUAGGGUGGAGGAGGGGACUAGAUCGUUAUACUGCAGCCACUAAUACAAAUACAGAUAACUGCAAUGGAUUAGAUCAUGAUGUGUCAUGGGGCUCAUAGGAAUGCUAUUCACCUCCUUCUGCAUGCAUGAACACACAGAGACACAUGCCUGGCUGGUGUCUCUCUGAUUGAAAGGGGAAAGAGUGUGCCUCUUCCAGUGAAAGAAGGCAAUUUUGCUCUUUUGGAAUCUCUGACUCAUGGAUGCAUGUAGAAUUAUCUUGAGUUGACCUUGCAUUCUCCAGAUGAUGGGCCAAAUGCUUGUCCAUCGCACCACUUGAGACCAAGCACCUUUAUUUUAAAUAAGGCCACUGGAGCGAGGGUUAGCAAUAAGACGAUGUGUCAGAACUUGAAAACAAGUUCAGCAGUUGCAUUCUGGAUCAGUUGCGGGGGUUGAAUAGAACACGGGGGAAGACUUCCCAAGAACAAGUCGCAGUAGUCCAAUCUCAAGAUAAUAAGGGACUGAACAAGAUCCUUUCUGACCUCUGUAGAGAAAAAUGGCCAAAGUCAGGUGUGCUAACCUGCCUCUAGCUAUUUGCCUCCACACAGGUCACCAAGGUGAUUUAGAAAGAAGGAUAGUUGGUUUUUUAGAACUGCCCCAAGGGUGUAUUCUUCAGACAGAUCGCUCAAUCUUGAUGUAGCAAUGCUUCUUCAUGGAUUUAGUCGUAGAUGGUGUUAUGCCAUCCAUGAUGAAACAAGAGUGUCCUGAGAUGAGGGUUAUCAGCAUAGCGGUGGUAUUUAAAAGCAUAUGAGGACAUUGCCUCACUGAGAAUGUUAGUGUAGUGAGGAAAUGGAAGAAAACCAAGCACUGAGCCUUGUGGGACACCAGUGGAGCAAAUGUGACUCCCUUCCAGGUCACCUGAUAUGACUGCUUCUUCAGGUAAAAUUCUAUUCAGUAGGAAAGAUCCAAAUCUGAGGAUGUAAUCGCCUGCUGUCUACCUCGCUCAACAUCCUAGGUGGUGGGAUCAGUUUGUCGGGGGCUGCUUGUUUCCUGGAUGGACUGUCAUGCCAGAUGACAUGGUGGGGAUCCAGAUCUUCUCCAUGCAGACUCUCCACUGGUGUCCCAUGAGGCUUAGUCCUGAUUCCUGCUUGCCUUUACCUUGAGGGAUAGUGGGUCCAGUCGAGCCAUACUAGCAACUCCUAAGGGCCUAUGCUUCUUUUCUGUUCUCACACUAAUUAUGACCACAAAAAGCAAGAAUUAAACGCCACUCUUCAAGGCAUUUCUUGCUCCAUGUGUCACCUUUUGUAUACGUCUCAAAAUGACCUACACGGACAUGUAAAGAAGUGCCACAGUGCAGAAUAUGAGAGUCUGCAGAAAUCAGAAGAGAUUAAACAUGAAAAUCUAAUACCGACAAGAAGUCCCAGUAGUCAGUGUGGCAGUGACCAUAAGGUGCCCACUAACAACACUCAUAAGCAGAUGCAGGAGCAAAUCCAUUCCAAGGAACACCGGUGCAUUCAGACAGGAGAGAAGGUGUAUCAGUGCUCUGUGUGUGGGAAGACUUUUACUCGGCAGAUUUCUCUCCAGCAGCACCAGCGCACUCACACUGGAGAGAAACCGUAUCACUGCUUAGAGUGUGGGAAGAGUUUUACCAGACAGAAUCAUCUCCAGCAGCACCAGCGCAUUCAUACUGGUGAGAAACCGUAUCACUGCACACAGUGCGGGAAGAGCUUUAAUCGAGGGAGUUGUCUCCAACAGCACCGGCGCACUCACACUGGAGAGAAGCCCUAUCACUGUUCUCAUUGCGGGAAGAGUUUUUUCCGAGGAAGUCAUCUCCAAGAACACCAGCGGGUUCACACAGGAGAGAAACCGUUUCAGUGCUCGCAAUGCGGCAAGACUUUUACUUACCAGAGUACUCUGCAAGAGCACCAGCGCAUUCACACAGGAGAGAAGCCAUAUCAGUGCAAGCAGUGUGGCAAGAGCUUUAGUCACUACAGUUCUUUCCAAAAGCACCAGCGCAUCCACACAGGGGAGAAACCCUAUCAGUGCUCACAGUGUGGAAAGAGCUUUAACCAAGAAGGUAUUCUUAAACACCAUCAGCGCAUUCACACAGGAGAGAAGCCGUAUCGCUGUUUAGCCUGCGGGAAGAGCUUUACCAGACAGAGUCACCUUCAGCAACACCAGCACAUUCACACGGGCGAGAAACCAUAUCAGUGCUCGGAGUGUGCCAAGAGUUUUACUCACAGCAGCUCUCUCCAGCAGCACCAGCGCAUCCAUACCGGAGAGAAGCCGUACCAGUGCACCCAGUGUGGGAAGAGCUUUACCAAACACAGUCAUUUCAAAGUGCACCAGCGCAUCCACACCGGAGAGAAACCGUAUCGGUGCUCGGCAUGUGGGAAGAGCUUUACCAGACAGAGCCAUCUGAAACAGCACCAGCGCAUCCACACAGGGGAGAAACCGUAUCAGUGUUCGCAGUGUGGGAGGAGCUUCAGUCACAGCAGUACUCUCCAAGUACACCAGCGCAUUCACACGGGAGAGAAGCCGUAUCACUGCGCACAGUGCGGCCAGAGAUUCACUCGUUUAAGAAGAUUAAAUACACAUGUGUGUGAUCCCACAAAGCCAGUGUGAUGCGAGUUUGUUAAUCAUGAUUAGUGUCGGACAAUUAAAAUGAUUUUCAAGUUACUGGUCCUGACCAUCAAUGGAUUACCUGAAGAGUUCAUGAUCUUUUUUCAUAUCUCUAAUUUCACCUUCUUGCAUUAUUAGAUACUGUUGACAUGUAUUUUCACCAGAGGGAAACUAUUCUUUUGUUUUGUUUUGUUUUGUUUUGUUUUGUUUUGUUUUGUUUUGUUUUGUUUUGUUUUGUUUUGUUUUGUUUUGUUUUGUUUUGUUUUGUUUUGUUUUGUGGGGAGGGUCCAAUAUAUUGCCUGAUUUCUUUGUCUUGCAGAGAGCAGUAUCGUGAAUUCACACUGACCACAAGGUUUGACCAACUAAACACUGAUCAGCUGACCACCUGUUCGUCCAAUGGCACAUGCAGGACAUAUGAUGGGCAAAUGAAUUUCUGCCAGUGAGUCCUCUUGUUCUUCAAGUGGCAGUCAUCUUGACGGACUUAAGGUCUUGAAGGUCUUAAGGAGAUGUCAGGCAGCAGGUCAAUAGAACAAUCCCAGGGUCAGCGUGGAAAGAGUGUGGAAACAUCUUGUGUGCUCUCUUGGCUACAGAAUGAAGAUUUGGUAUUCUGUAAGCACGCUCUGCCGCUUAGCUUCUAAGGGCUCCAUAAAGGUGGAGCUGCAUUAGAUCUGGACAAAGGACACUAGGGAACUAUUUGAUUGAUCAAGUUGGUCAAGUCGACAAACACCCUAGGAUUGUCUUGUUUUGACAAAGGAAGUCCUAGAAUGGUUCAGUAUUCAGUUUCUAGAGCAGCUAGAACACACAGAGUUAAAGUAUUCAGGUCUAGAAGAAACUACAACUUGAGUAUAUUGAGUAGGUUCUGUUGUCAGUAAAGGUCAUGUUCUGGUAUUUAGAAAUUUUCAGGAUCUUGUAGUUGAUCUGAUCUGAGAAAACUUUGUAUAAAGGAUGAAAAAUGGUGGAAUAUCUCUAACCCCUGAGGAAAAGAAUUUUCACCUGAAUUCCUCUGAUUUGUGUGAAUGGCAGUUUGAUUCACAGAUCUUUCUGAUGUCUUCUGAUGAGGAACAAGGUGCAUGGCCCAGCUCAGUAGAUAACGAUGGUGUCUUAGUAAGCAGUCAGAUACUGGUGGUGGACUCCAACCUAGUGGUAGGAAGAUUUUUUUUUUUUGAGUCUGUUGAAAGCUGUUACUGGAGUUGGCCCUGGUGUCAGGUGAUCCUGCCAGCACCUCAUUGUGUAGAAGCAUGGAGAUAUAUUACAACCUUCUCACAUGUUCACUGAGCUAAUCCACCUGGUACAUUUUAACUGUGCAUUUUUUUGGGGAAGUUUUUUCUGACCAUCACAGGCCUUGAAUUCCAGGGAUCUUCAAUGUUAAGGUGCAGCACCUACCUGUGUCCACCAGAGCACAGACUGGUGUUUCCAUUUGAGGUCAAGCCUACCUUUGUGUUAUUUUUCAUGCAGCUUGCUAUCCAAACUGGGGCUGCAUGCAAGAUGCAAUGUAUCAGAAAAGACUUCAGAGCUCUCAGAACUAUGUUUGUCAUCUAAUUGGAAAUAAAUUGAUGAUAAAUCAGUUUCAAUGGUGUGACCUUUCACUCAUCUACUCCCACCCACUGCAUGCUACCAGUGAUGUUUCUUUUAUGAGGUGUAUGGUAAAAAGAGCUGUAGAGAGCUGUAAAUAUUCUGAACUGUAUUUAUUUUAAAGGUAAAAUGUGAAAAUCAUUUGUUUAAUCUACAAUAGGUAAAGUUUUUGUUUAAGAAAGGAGAAAAGAUUUCCAAAAUAAUCAAUCAUUUAUGCAUAUGAUAAUCUGCUUAUACACUGAUCAGCCACAACACUGUGAGCAGUGACCGGUGAAGUGAAUAAAACUGAUAAUCCUCAUCAUGGCACCUGUUAGUGGGUGGGAUAUAUUAGGCAGCAAGUGAACAUUUUGUGCUCAAAGUUGAUGUUAGAAGCAGGAAAAAUGGACAAGUGUAAGGAUUUGAGCGAGUUUGACCAAAAGGGCCAAAUUAUGAUGGCUAGACCACUGGAUCAGAGCAUCUCCAAAACUGCAGCUCAUGUGGGGUGUUCCCGGUCUGCAGUGGUCAGUAUCUAUCAAAAGUGGCCCAAGGAAGGGACAGUGGUGAACCAGCAAUAGGGUCAUGGGCGGUCAAGGAUCAUUGAUGCACGUGGGGAGAGAAGGCUGGCCCGUUUGUGAUCCGAUCCAACAGACGAGCUACUGUUGCUCAAAUUGCUGAAGAAGUUAAUGCUGGUUCUGAUAGAAAGGUGUCGGAAUACACAGUGCAGGACGGGUCAGGGCUGAUUUGGCAUAUUAAUAUAAGGCAGGUGGUCAUAAUGUUACACCUGAUCGGUUUAUCUUACUAUUUUCAGUGUCAUAUAGGACACUGAUACAUUACUGUUCAGGUAUUAUGAUGAUGAUGGUUAUUAUUUAUAUUAGUGUUUGUUCUUCGUUUAUUAUUAUUAUUAUUAUUAUUAUUACCCCCCUCCCUUGUUUUUGAGCACUGCUCAUAAUGGCCACCAGGGGGCGGGAGAGGAUCGAGCAUUUAAGCGCCCUAUACUGUAAGUUUUUAUGUGUAUAAGUAAUGUAGAUACUAUAAUGAUGUAUAUGUUUUUUUAUGAACUGUUCAUGUUAUAAGCUGUUGCAUGUCACCUAUACCUGUCUAAAUCCAUGCUUAAAUCUGGACUCCUGCAAUAUUCUCCUGCACUAACUGCCUGUAGCUGUUUUUCUCUGUAUGACCUGAGCUCCAUCAUACAGUUUAGUGUCGGACAGAUGUGUCCACUCCGCCUAUAUUAUCCCCGAAGACUACAUUUGUAUUUUAUCUUAGAUUUUCUGCAUCAAUACUAGACUAAAAUUAUUUACGUAUAUCUACUACACAUCUGGAUUACACGUGAGUUUCCGCUCCUGCUUUUUCUCACAUCACUUUCCAGACUUGUUCAAUAAACUCAUA
Hemibagrus wyckioides is the source of this 5771-nucleotide messenger RNA. Its product is annotated as zinc finger protein 501-like. NCBI's taxonomy places the organism in Eukaryota, Metazoa, Chordata, Actinopteri, Siluriformes, Bagridae. Gene Ontology annotation, biological process: regulation of transcription by RNA polymerase II. The transcript has 2 exons. The coding region runs from base 1422 to 2837 and encodes 471 amino acids. Gene Ontology annotation, cellular component: nucleus. Gene Ontology annotation, molecular function: DNA-binding transcription factor activity; protein binding; histone methyltransferase activity. The record is from RefSeq and is a predicted model, not a curated record.